Molecule: messenger RNA, 2056 nt
Organism: Melopsittacus undulatus (budgerigar)
Lineage: Eukaryota; Metazoa; Chordata; Aves; Psittaciformes; Psittaculidae
Gene: MFSD12
Product: major facilitator superfamily domain containing 12
Biological process (GO): carbohydrate transport
Cellular component (GO): plasma membrane
Molecular function (GO): symporter activity
Source: RefSeq, a predicted model, not a curated record
AUGGUCGGGGUCCGAGCCCUGCGGGACAGAAACGGGGCUGGGACGGGAGCAGCCAAUGGGGCCUCCCCCCAGCGGGCCCCGCUCAGCCGCUGCCGCUUCCUGCCCUGCCCCGAUCGCAGUGAGUCCGGGGGGUGGGCAGAGCCCAGCCCGACGGCGACGGACGACCCAGGGACCGCCCCGCCCGUCCCGCCCCGUCCGUCCCAUCCCAUCCCGCCGGCAUGGCGGAGCCUUGCCGGUGCCGGUGCCGGUGCGGGCAGCGCCGGCUCUGCCGCUGCGGCUCGGCUCAGCUUCGCGGCCGGGCACUUCCAGAACUAUGCCUGCGCCGCGCUGUGGUUCACGUCCCUGCUGCUGUUCCUGCACAGCGCGCUCGGCUUCCGGCACCGCGCGCGGUGCGGCCCUCUGGCCGGGCAGCUGGCGGACGGGCUCUGCACCCCCCUGCUGGGCUACGAGACCGACCCGUUCCUUGGGCUGCGGCUGCUACGGCGGAGGAAGUCCUGGCACCUCGCCGGUGGCACCACGUGCGUCCGGUCCUUCCCCUUCAUCUUCAACCCCUGCCUGGCCUGCAAGGAGAACACACCACAGUGGGCAGCCUUCAUCUACUACCUCCCCUUCAUCAUCAUCUUCCAGUUCGGCUCAGCCACACAGGUCUCCCACCUCUCCCUCAUCCCCGAGCGGUGACCAGUGACCUGAGAAGAGCAGGUACUGUCUCCCCUCAGGUAUGCCUUCACAGUCAUGGCCAACAUCACCGUGUAUGGCCUGGCCUGGCUCCUGCUGAACUUCCAGGUGGACCAGCCUGAACUCAUAGAGCACUUAGGCCCCCAGGAUGUCCCUAUAUUCCGGAACCUGUCCCUCAUUGUGGUGGGGCUGGGGGCCGUGUUCUCCCUCAUCUUCCACCUGGGCACCAAAGAGAAGCCGUACCCAUGGGGCUCAUCAGCCCAGCCAGAGGAGAGCACCCCCCUGCUGCAGAAGGAGCCGAGCCCUCUGCGUCCACUGCUCAUCUGGAGGGACUGGCUGUGGGAACCUGCCUUCUAUCAGGUUGCAGUGCUCUACAUGUCCACCCGGCUCAUCGUCAACCUCUCCCAGGCCUACAUUGCCAUGUACCUGACCAACUCGCUGAUGCUGCCCAAGAAAUACAUCGCCACCAUCCCCCUGGUGAUGUAUGUCAGUGGCUUUCUCUCCUCCUUCCUCAUGAAGCCUGUGAAUAAGUGGUUGGGUCGAAAUCUGACCUACUUCGUGGGCAUCCUGGUGAUCCUCAGCUUCGCCUCCUGGGUGACCCUGGUCAAGCAGAUGGGAGCAGAGAUCUACGGGGCGGCCGUGCUGCUUGGGGCUGGCUCUGCCACCAUCCUGGUCACGUCCCUCUCCAUGACCGCAGACCUCAUCGGCACCAACACGCACAGCAGCGCCUUCGUCUACGGCGCCAUGAGCUUCACGGAUAAGAUGGCCAACGGGCUGGCCGUGAUGGCGAUCCAGAACCUGCACCCGUGCCCGUCUGAGGUCUGCUGCUCUGAGUGUGCCAGCUUCUACCACUGGGUGAUGGUGGGGGUCACCGGAGGCGUUGCCGUUGCCGCCAUUGCCUCUCUCUGCUGCAUCAUGGUGUGGCCAAUCCACGUCCGCUACCAUGCCGUGUGCCUGAGGGGGCUGAGCAGAGCCGGGACCUGCACCGGGAUGGAGAGCACAGAGGGCAGCGGCCGGAGCACCAGCAUCAACUGAACCGGGGCCGUGCCCUGCACCGAGAGCUCUGCUGGGGCAGCCCCGGGGGGGGGGGGUGACCCCGGCCCUGCCUCGUGUCCCCCCCACCCGGCCGGGCACUCCCGGAGGAGCCGCCUGUGCUGGCACAGGCCCAGGGCUGCGGUACAGCCCCUGCGGGAGGGGAGUCCGGACACACGGCACUUGGGGACGGUUAAAACCCACAGACACAGCCAAGGCCCUGACCGUGACUGCGCCCGGGGGGGGCUCUGGGGGGGGGCUCCCCGCUCCCGCAGCAUCGGCCGACCGCAAGAUGGCCGCCCUCAACAACCAUGGCGGCCGCGCCCGCAAACAAAAUGGCUGCCGAGGA